CCUUCAUCGGCGUCAUGCAGGUGCCAUAGCUCUCUCUUCUCUCGUCUCCCUAACCGCGAGUAACUACGGUUCGACAUUACAUCUUGCGACUCUUGACUAUCGUCACUCCUAGACAAGUUAAAUUUACUCGAGACGAGAGAUUCCUUCGGGCGCAUCUACUCUUGCCAGAAUGUCCUCGUCAUCUGGUACCCCGGAAUCUUGGAUUUCCUCCUUCUGCUCUCUCCUGGGCCACGAAUAUUUCGCAGAAGUGUCCGAAGAAUUUAUCGAAGAUGAUUUCAAUCUAACUGGAUUGCAGACACAGGUCGCGAUGUAUAAGGAAGCUUUGGAGAUGAUACUCGAUGUUGAACCCGAGGACGACGAUGAAGAGGAUGAGGAAGAAGAAGAUGAUGAGGAGGACGAAUCUAUCGAGGGUGUUGACCGUCCGCGACACGGCGAACGACGCAACCAUAGUCGAAUAGCCAGUGAUCUGUCCGUUAUCGAAUCCUCCGCCGAGAUGCUCUACGGCCUAAUCCACCAGCGCUUUAUCUGCUCACGAGCAGGCAUUCAACAGAUGUCGGAGAAGUAUGAGCUGGGCCACUUCGGUGUAUGCCCUCGAAGCCAUUGUGAACAGUCUCGGACUCUCCCAGUUGGGCUCUCUGAUAUACCUGGCGAGGAAACGGUUAAGCUUUUCUGUCCUUGUUGUCUCGACGUCUACGUACCUCCCAAUAGCCGUUUCCAGACUGUGGAUGGUGCUUUUUUCGGCCGCACGUUUGGGGCACUCUUCUUACUCACUUUUCCCGAAUACGACCUUACAAAACGAGGUGCUGAUGUACUAGCAAAUGCGCGCGUGAGCGACGACGAUAAGGAGAUGCUUAAUGGCAUGUACACAUGCAAUAUCGCACCUGGGCUGGGCAGCACCAAGAUAUACGAGCCCCGUAUCUAUGGCUUCCGUGUUUCGGAGGUUGCGCGCUCAGGCCCACGAAUGCAGUGGCUACGAGAUAAACCGGAUAAUAUUUCAGAAUUAGAUGAAGCACGCCACCAUGCAGAGGCCAACCCUGAUAGCGACGAUGACGACGAAAGUAUGAAUUUAAAUGGUCGGCCUGUGCGAAGACUACGGUCGCGAAGACGACAUGGCCAAGGGGGAAGCCCUAUGGCUAUAGAGGCGAAUGGGGCAGACUCAGAGCUUUAAGAGAACAAGUCGAAUGGCAGAUGUGACCAGAGAGUAGUGGUGGAGGCAACCAUCUCCACUCGCCAGAAGUCCCAUAGGUGAA
This is a messenger RNA of Daldinia decipiens, 1250 nucleotides long. RefSeq names its product casein kinase II regulatory subunit-domain-containing protein. The coding region runs from base 170 to 1168 and encodes 332 amino acids. Gene Ontology annotation, cellular component: protein kinase CK2 complex; cytoplasm. The record is from RefSeq and is a predicted model, not a curated record. Lineage: Eukaryota; Fungi; Ascomycota; Sordariomycetes; Xylariales; Hypoxylaceae. The transcript is spliced from 2 exons. Gene Ontology annotation, molecular function: protein kinase regulator activity.